Molecule: messenger RNA, 1052 nt
Organism: Calypte anna (Anna's hummingbird)
Lineage: Eukaryota; Metazoa; Chordata; Aves; Apodiformes; Trochilidae
Gene: ABHD14A
Product: abhydrolase domain containing 14A
Exons: 5
Coding region: 85-867 (260 amino acids)
Cellular component (GO): cytoplasm
Source: RefSeq, a predicted model, not a curated record
GCUUCGGUACCUGCUGGGCCGGCUCGGCCCGGCGGUAGAAGAGAGUCUGGCCUUCCACCGUGACGGUGCCCUCGGGCAGUGGAGAUGCCGCUCGCCCGCAGCCGCCUGGGGCUCCUGCUUCUCGGGGCUCUCCUCACAUUCGUCGUCUACCUCCUGCUCCCGGCUGCCCACCAAGAGCCAAAUGUGGCCGGCGCCCGGCCUGCCCCGGAGAAACAGGGCCGGCUGGCGGCCAAUGUCACCGUGCACGUAGGGACAGUGUCGGGAGAGCCCCCCGUCUUCUACAGGGAGGCUUUGGCAGGGCCCCAAGCCAGCGGUACCGCCAGCCCCGGGAGGCUUGAUGUCCUGUUCCUGCAUGGCCAGGCGUUCACCUCCAAGACGUGGGAGGCCUUGGGCACGCUGGCACUGCUCGCUGGAGAAGGCUACCGUGUGGUUGCAAUAGAUCUGCCUGGCUAUGGGAAUUCGCCUCCAUCAGAGAUAGUGUCCAAGGCACAGGGCCGUGUGGCUUUCCUGGACUAUGUCUUCCAGGAGUUGGGCAUGCAAAGGCCCAUUCUCGUCAGCCCUUCUAUGAGUGGCCGCUUUGCUCUGCCCUUCCUUCUGAUCCGGGGGGAACACCUGGCUGGAUUUGUGCCCGUGGCACCUGUGGGCACCAAGGACUACACUGCUGAGCAGUACCAGCAGGUCCAGACGCCCACCCUGAUCAUGUAUGGUGACCGUGACACAACCCUGGGUCCCCAGGCCCUGCAGAGCCUGCGGCACCUCCCCAGGCACCGCGUGACCAUGGUGCCCAACGCCGGCCAUGCCUGCUACCUGGAUAAGCCAGAGGAAUUCCACCAGGCCCUGUUGGGCUUCCUGCGCCAGCUAAAGUGAGCUGCCGAUCAAAGGACAGAGACCGGGGUGUCCCAAGGGACUGGGAGGUGCUGGUGGCUGGCACGAGGGAUGCUCUGUUCUUUAGGAGUGUCCCUAGGGUGGUGGGGGGCGGGACUGAGGCUGUCCCUUGCUGUCAGUACAGGGUGUCAUCUGUAAUGAGGUCAAUAAACUCAUGCUGCUCUGGU